Molecule: messenger RNA, 3463 nt
Organism: Blastomyces dermatitidis ER-3
Lineage: Eukaryota; Fungi; Ascomycota; Eurotiomycetes; Onygenales; Ajellomycetaceae
Exons: 8
Coding region: 386-2527 (713 amino acids)
Source: RefSeq, a predicted model, not a curated record
AGUAUAUCAGUUUACAUAGCAGCGAGUUCGCGCGGGGAUCUAUUGCAGUAAGAGCUGUGAAGAUACCUGCUCAUAAACUUUUCUGUUGAUUAAUUUUCCCUAAUUAAAAGCACCCUGCAGCUCAUUUUUUUUUUUUUUGGCUUUCCCAGUCGCUUCCUAUCACUUUUGCUCCUGCAGCUCUGCUCUGCAAAUUACAUCUGCUGCAUCUGCCAGGACACACUGGGUGAAGCAACAACCCUGUCUGAACGCCCCUCUUCUUCUCUUUUCGAUGCUCAAUUGACCUUGAUAAAAUAAACCUAUUUAUCGCGCGUUGAAAUAGGCGUGGCGAGCCCAAAAAAAAAAAAAUUAAAAAAAUUAAAAAAAGAAACAGAUUAUAUAAAGAAAAAUGGGGCGCAAGCCAAACGGAAUCGUCACCGAAUUCUUCAACCGGGGUGCCAAACUCCCAGACUCGAGCAACCGCUACGAACACACAUGCAAGUCCUGCGGACAGAAUUUCCCCAAAGGCCGCGCUGACAGCCUGCUCAGCCAUCUGGUUAAAACAUGUCAGGCAAUUUCGGCGGCGGAUAAACAGCGCGUGCUACAUCUGUGGCGAGCAGCGCCCGAACGCGGUGGACGAGGGAGCGCCGGAAAGAAAUUGCACGUCGAUGGGAGUGUGCGUAUUGGACGUGGCAAGCCGGGGAGUUUGCCAUAUGCAGCGAGGCAGACGGUUUUCAAUGGGAUUGGCGGCCUCAAUGGGCUGAAUGUGCUCGCCGAGGCAUCGAGGCAGGUAGGCGCCUCUGAUGGGAAGCACCCGAAUAACAAUAACGAAGUAGGAGGAGAAAAUCCCCUAGGAGAUAAGACUAUUGUGGUAGAUCCGGCAUUGGAAACGUCCAGUGCGGGAAAGCAGCGAAAUAUUGAGGCUGACCUUCGCGCCGCACUUGCCGCAUCUUCUCCGCCGCCUAACCACUAUGACCACCAUUCGGCAGAAUCUUCGACCGCCAUGGCAUUCCUUAAUAACAACUUCUCCCUUGCCGCUGAACAUAAUCCAGAUCCCGGGCAGUCCUCGCAGCUCUCCUUGAUCGCCGCUUCUGCGAAUGAGAUGGUCCCGCAGGAUGGAGGCCUAUCCCUAGAUAAUGAUGUUGACUUCGACUCUGCUACUCAUCACGCCGCCUUCUAUCCUCGACCUAUUGCCAUACACCCCAGCCCACAGGACUCCUCCGGGUUUAUCAACAAUUUUGGUGAAGCUAGUAAGCCGACAAAGCAUAAACUUAGAGCGCAAUUCUCGGAAGAGCGUCGAAAAGAGGUUCAAUUGGUCAGGAAAAUGGGUGCUUGUCUACGGUGUCGGAUGCUGAAGAAAACUUGUUCUUCGGAAGACCCGUGUAGGCAAUGCCGUACAAUUCAAAAUCCCCGUGUAUGGAUGGAAUGCUGCAUCAGGGAUCGGUUGCCGACUCAGUUAACCGCUUACUCCGCAGGCCUUCAUACGACAUUGGCUUAUCACGACAUAACCAAUGCCAAAAACCAGCUACCGUUUGACCUUGGGAUCGGAAGAAUUGAGAUAUUUCACUUCGACUGCCAACCCCCGAAGUUCAUCACCUUCAGUGCUUUACACCAUCAGACGGAGACGUUACCAAAUGUGGAUCCUGAGCUUCCCACACCGGCUUCCGAUGAAGAACCGAAGGUUCAAGCGCAGCAAGACAUACGAAUAUUAGAAGGCGAUAUUGAUGAGCUAUUCACCAAGGUAGAAACUUACGUCAAGACAAUGGCUACCCAGUAUUUCGAAUCCGAGCCGUCGACUUUCGUCAGAGAAUCAGUGACUCUGGCUUGGGAGCUUUACCAGAACACAGCUGACCAAUUACUAGCUGGCGUGUUAGACCUCUGGAUCGCAACUCGAAUCCUGGUGGACGCGGACCAACUAAAAUGGAAGAUAUUCCUUAACCCAACUCUCCCGCCAUCCUCCACCCAGCCUUUAUCUUCAACUUCCACAGAACUCUGCACUCCCAUCGAUGAAACAAAUUCUCCACAUUCAUACGCUCUCAUCUGUGCCCAACUCCGUGCCGCUACGGAGAGAUUUGCAGGAAGAAUUAGUAAGACCGUUCUCACCAAAAUCGAGCAGCGGUUACUUCAAAAACAACGUAGUGGCCACUUCCGCACGUUCUUAGGUGCUGUCGUAUUGAUGAACUGUGUUGAGCGUAUGUCGUGGCUGUUCAUGAAAUGGGAGAACAGUGAGCAGGACAGGCCACAGUGGCCCCUCGAAAACGGCCCCGCCAUGUACGCAGACCAAAACAAUCGAUUCGCUGAUAUUGUCACCACCCAUCUCCGCAUGCGCUCCCUAGCCCCAGACUGCACCGUGGAUCCUGAAACCGGUAACCUAAUGGCCAGUUACAGCCGUGACCCGGACGUCACAAGGUGGUUUAACGCCAUCGGUAUUUCACCUCAAUACUUCCAAGAACGUCAAAUGGCAGCAUUCGAUGCCUCAAACCCACGCUCUCUCGAUUUGCUCUAUUGUACACAUCUAUUCCGGCCGGCUGCCGAAAAUACUACAGGAUAAUACUUUCCUUCCGUUUUAUUCUCCUCCCCUUUUCCCCCUCUUUUUGCAUCCAAUUCCCUGUGUUUAUUUUAAUAUUAUUUAAACGGGGAUUUUGUACACUGCCUAUGAGCUUCAUGUGUUUACGAGCGGUAUGCUAUAUUUUAUAAUACCGCUUUCCUCCCUUUUCGUGCUCUUUGUUCACCCUCUAUAUAUUUUCUCUCUUAUUUCACCAUCUUUUUUUCCCGAUCCAUUUCCUUCGCUCUGCUUCUAUAUCCACGCUAUUGAUUGUUUGAUGCGAUUUAUAUACAUGGGAAAGGGUCCUGGAAAAUGGCGGAAACGGUAAAAUGGUGGGAAACGGAAAAUUUGGGAUAUAUAUGGGAUGGGAGGGGACAUACGUCCUUUUUUCUUGGGGGGAAAGGGUCCACAGCUUUAUGGUACAUAUCUGGCGUUUUGGUCUGUGUUUUACAUAUAUACGUUCUAGCCCGUUGGUGCGCGUUCAUAUUUUACUUACCCAUCGAAUCUCUCUUUUAUUUUUCUGGGCGUUGGAUAAUCAAUAUUUCUCUUGCCUUUCUCUUCUUUGUCUUUGCAGUCAAGCGCGCUGCUUUGCUGAAAUGUUCAGCGCGUUAUUAUCUUUUAUCUUUUUAAUCUUUUCCCCUCCCUCUUUACACAAAAUCAAGGGCAAAAUUUUGAUUAGGGCGGCCACCUCCUUUUUUUUGCUAUGGGCAAAUGUGCAUGUGUUGGUUACGGUUUAAUGGAACGGAGGGAUCCUGUAUCUUGUUUUCUUCCUUUAUAUAAUUUGUCCCCCUUUCAUUGGAAUUGCUGGCUUGAAUAUGGAAACGAUUGAGAUGAGAUAUGUUCUUUCUCCGUUUUUCUAGCUUAUUGGUACAGGGCCCCUUGCUAGGCGUGUGAUAUUAUAAAGUUGAGUCGUCGUCCUUUUUUUUUUUUUUUUUCUUCCUU